ACUGUCUAACAGCUGGCAGUGUAAUCUCUCUAUGUGGAAAUGGUUUGUCCUUCCUGUGCCUCUGUCUGCUGAGUGGUCAUUGGCUGAAAAUCAAGAAUAAUGCAUCUGGGUGUAUAUUGUCCAAUAUUUGUGAAAAUUUCCAUCUUGUUUUAACUACUGCAAAAGACAUUGACAACAUACUUAUUAAUAAGAAGAUGUCAUUUCUACGAUUCAGCAGUGUUACUGGAUCUGAGCUGCUAUAUUUUUGCCAUUUUUGAUGAUUGAUUAAGGGGUUCUUGAUAUAACUUCAAGUUAAAAAAAUGUCAUAAAAUUUUCAUAACUUCAGCAUCCUACCCAUUACAAUGAUGUUUGUGCAAUGGCCUCUUGUGGGUAGAGUAGAGUUUUACUAUGGAUCCAUGGCAUUCUUCCAAACCAUUCUUAACAAUAUAUUUCUCCUCUACCAUGUUGAUUUGUUUGUUUCUGUUUAUAAAAUUGACAAGAUGUCAUUCUGGAUUGGAGAAACAAUUUUUCUAAUAUGGAAUUCCUUCAAUGAUCCACUUUUUGGAUGGCUGAGUGAUAAGCAAUAUCUGUCAACAAAAAAACAUUCUGAAAGUGCUAGCAGUGCCUUAGAAAUUGUAACGAACCGCCUGAAUGCACUUAUGUAUAAUGGGCCUUUAUUGGCAUUAUCUUUUGUUUUAUUUUGGUUUCCAUGGGGAUUUCCUGGUCUCCAGUUUGUAGUCUGCCUCUGUCUGUAUGAUGGGUUCCUUACUCUUGUGGAUUUACAUCAUUCAUCAUUGUUAGCUGAUUUGGCUGUAUCAGCUAGGGAACGUACACAGCUAAACACAAUGAGUUCUCUUUUCAGUGCAUUAGGAUCAGCCUCUGUUUUUUUUUCUUACUCAGUUUGGAGUAAAGAAAAUCUUCAUUCAUUUAGAAUAUUUUGUUCUUGUUUGGCUAUUUUUUCAUUCAUUGGAUUUGUUGUGGCUAUAAAUUUGAUGAAACAAGAAAGAACUAAAACAUUGAAGAAAUCUUUCUCCUAUGAUGACUCUUGGAGUAACAGAUUUGACAAGUAUGAUGACUCCAGUCCAACUGAAAAACCUGUAAUCACUACUUUUCUGUCACAACUUUGGAACCAACAAAAUUUUAUAUGGUUUACGAUGAUGAAUCUUAUUCAGGUUUUUCACUGUCACUUCAAUAGCAAUUUUUUUCCGUUGUUUCUGGAAAAUUUAUUAGGAAAUUCUGUGAGCUCAAGUUUUGGAUCAUUCUUAAUUGGUAUAUCUUUCCUGGCACCCCAUGUAAAUAAUCUGUUCUUCCUAGAGCUGUGUAAGCGGUAUGGUGUGUACAAAGUCAUACAAAUCUUGUUCUCCAUCAAACUUUCUCUUAGCCUCUUCAUGUUCUUCAUGGGACCCAAGAAUUUGUGGCUGCUCUGUCUCUUCAUAGCCAGCAACCGUGUAUUUACUGAGGGAACCUGUAAACUAUUAAACUUGGUGAUCAGUGACCUUGUGGAUGAAGACUAUGUUCUUCAUAACCGAAAAAAGGCAGUCUCUGCCCUGAUUUUUGGGAGUACUGCACUGCUGUCUAAACCAGGCCAGACACUAGCACCACUGGUUGGAAUGUGGCUACUAUCAAUGCAGACAGGUCAUGACAUUUUCCAGACAAGUAACAAGAUUCUGCAGCUUGGCAACAGUCACGAUGAACAAAGUAGUCUGGAACAGUACCGACAAGGCUGCUUCAAUCUUCUUGUUUACAUUCCUAUUCUGUGUGCUGCCAUUCAGCUUGCAGUCUGGUCACAGUUCAGACUUCACGGUCACCGACUCCGAUGGGUGAAGUCCUGUCGUACUGGAACAGACCACUCUUUAAUAUAAGACAUCUGAACUGUCAGGGUUUUAAUCUUUAUUUCCUGUUCAUACAAAUAAGUCAAUGAACAGGAAAUAACUGAUUGUGAAACUGUUGUCAUCUCUUUUAAAUCAAAACCAAUAUAUUGUGUCUUAGUCCACACACUGCUGCUGUGUAUAUUACUGCUUAAGAAUGUCAUAUACUGUUUUUGUUUUUUUGAGAGAGCAAGAGAGUGUUGAUAUUAUCCUUUAAAUUUAAAACAGUUUUACAACAGGAUGCACCCAGCUUUCUUUUAAAUUGAUAUUUUGUAUGAUCUAAUAGAGUAAUAACUUGUGUGUAAUUUAUGUCCUACAUAAACACUAAUCAAAGAUGUAUCUUUUGUAUACUCUAAUGUAUAGGAAACAUGUUAUAUGUCAUGUUUUUAAUGGUCAUUGACAAUUUAUUACUUUUUGAUGUGCCAUAUAAAUAAAUGAGUUUAUGUCACAAAUAUACAAAAGUUGAAAUCCAUUCUCAUGGUAGCUCUUGUCUAGAUCAUCAUGAAACAUUCACUUAUUUGUUUGUGAUUCCAGUAGGUAUUUUGAGUGAAGAGAUAAUCAACUUUGUCGUGAAAAUCAAAAUUCAAACAUAGAUAUAGGAGAUGUCAUUGAAGAAUGAUAUAGUACUACCAUCAAGAGUGUAUUUCAGCAUCUAAAUUCUACUUUUCUCAUUUUGUUAUAUACCAUACUUAUCCUACACUACGUAGAAAUUCAGCCUUUAUGCUAGUUGAUGGGCAGGUUGGAGGACAAUGAAUUAUAUUUGUUGGUGAUUCUGCUCAACAGCAGUAGAUAUGGAUGGGCUAUUGCCUGGCAUGGACUGAUUGAGGAAAUACACACAGGACUGGUGGUGUUAUCAUUAUGUGUAUUCAUGUUAAAUGUCUUUUUUAUAUGCUUUGUUGAUUGUUCAGAUAUUCUUUUGAUUUAUUUUUACUAAACAUUGAUUUCUCCAAAGCAAGUAUUGUAAGUAAGUUUUGUAAAUUAACUACUGUGAUAAUAAUGGUUUACUGGACCAAACUGUGAUCAAGUAAUGUUCAACAAAUACCUAGCACAGCAUUAUGCUACAAUAUACUUUUGUCAUAAUAGGUUAUCAUUGCAUUACUGUGAUGGUAGACAGUAAUUAUCUGCCAAAAGGUAUUAUACUUGUAAGUGUAAAAUCAUAAUUGGUCACAUUUUUUAUCUAUCUUACCUGUAGAAUGAAAAUAAUUUGCUCAUAUUUUGAAGUGACAGGGUAUUUAUAUUUUAUCAUUAUUCCUGAUCAUGGAAUACCUUUACAUAGCAAUAAUUACUUGUUAAGAAUCAACUGUUUUACAUAAAUAUCAUAUAGAGGUGCUGGUUUUGAUUCAGUGAUAAUAAAGUGAUUCAAUUUAACGAAGGUGCUGUCAUUUAGCCAUUGAAAUUAGGGCAACAUAUCAACAGAUUUUGUUGAGGAUCUUUGACACAUGUGCUGUAAAAUUUAUUGUUUGAAUGGAUGGGAAUGUAAAAUUUGAAGCAUAAUGGUAAAAUCAGCUACUAGCAAAAAAAUUAGAUAGCUUGAGAAAACACCAGCUUACAGAUAUUUUGACUUAUGCCCUGUGCACUCCCAUUUAACAUUCUGUUUGGUGACAUAAAGUUAUUAACACAAACUUUAUUUAGGAUUUCACCAGUAUGAAGCCUACAGAAUUUGUUCCACUUAGUGAAUAAUCAUUUUAAAUACAUCUUUUUAAUUUCAAUGCAGAAUAUUGAAUUCGAGAAUACAUCAUAUUGGUCCUGUAGUUAUACUAUCGAUGUUCUAGUCCCCCACUUCAGGAAAAUGCUUCUAAAUUGUAAAUGCAUUUAUUGGGAGAAUGUCACAUAUAAGGUAUGUAUUUAUUGUUGUAUAGCAGUUAAUGUUGAUCUUUCAACUGGGUCCUCUUCACCUACCUGGUCUGGUAUAUAUGAGCGCAAUUCCAGGGUCUACAGCAAAAGGUUUAUUAUCAGAAUGAAAGCUUUAAAUUUGACACUUACCCAAGGAAAAUAUUGGUUUAUAUCUGUGUUGUAUAUACUGUCAUAUCCAUUUCAUAUCAUUCAAUUAUAUAUUUUUAUAAUGGAUAGGAAAGCUUUCUAUAAAAAUUUACAAUAGGAGGGAAUUUUCUUCAUUCUUGCCAUUUUAUAGAUUUUUUAAAUGAGAUCAUUUGGUAUAUGUUUUCACUGAGUACAGAAAGACCUUUCAACUUUUAGUCAUUUCAUCAGAUGUUGGGAAGACAAAUACCACAUUUCUUCAAAAACUAAUUUUUAUUUCUUUUGUUUUAUCAUUACUUAAAAGUAAAAAAUUUUACGUGGUUGAAUGCUGAUUGUUCUAUGCUACAUAAACAAAAUUAUUAACCUGCAUAAUUAAUUACCAUUAAACAACAUUUACAUUGGUUUUGUAAUAAAUUUUGUGAUAAAAGGAAAAAUCACACGCUUAUUGUUUCCUGGUUAAAAAAAAAAGUCUUAAUAUAAAGCCCAGGGAAAUGGAACAACUAAACAGUAUUCAUAGGAAACUUUUUAAUCAAUUUCACAAUAACACUAUGGAGAUUGUUGAUGUCAUUACAUGGUAAAAAGGCUAUCCCCAUUAAGAGUGAAUGUCAGGUAUUUCAAUAUGUAUCUAAUUGAUGAAAUAGGAAUAUUUCUGGUGCUAACAAACUUCAUUAUUAUCAUGAAUAGGAUUGAGUCCAACACAGAAGGGCCUUUUUUAUCCGAAUUUCAUGCCAGUGUUGUUUUUAUAUUUCGACUCAACAGAGAUCUGUCAUCAGUACAAUCGUUAUUGUUGUGAUGAGACAUCACUAUUGUUUUGUCAGGUAUUAACAGUCUCUGCGAUCUUUAUUUUCACAUCUCGUCUACAUAGCAAUCAGAUCCUGUGAUAUCGAGCAGUGAUCCAAGGAUAAGAUAGAUCAUUUUCGCGUAGUGAUUUCUUUUCUAUUUAAGGACCAAAACACAGUUCAUUUUGCUAUAUAUUGAUAUUUCUUUAUGUACCACCAGCAGUUGAAACAUUGUCACUGUCAUCAUAUUUUUCUGCAUUGAAUUGGUAACAAGGGCCUUUUUUUAUAUUAUUGUGUUAUAUUUUCAGCUCCCCACAGAAUUUUCUAUAAGGCGUGUUGACAUGACAAUAUUCUUUGGUUUAAGUUUAUAAUUUCAUUCCAUGUUCAUUCUUGAAACAAUUUUGAAAUGUCAGUUUAAUUUCUCUUCAUCUAAAGCCACACAAAGACUCAGAUAUGAAAGUAUUUACAAACUUUAUUCAAUAUCCUACAUAGUUCACCAGUUGACCUUUGUAGGACAUUGAAAGUGCAUUAGUUUUCAGUCAUAGGUAGAAACACUCACCAGUAUAUAUGUGAUGCUGAAAUUCAUCUACACAUCUUAGUAAUAGAUAAUUUUUUGACAUCAAAUACUGAUUUAAAUCAUAAUGAUGAAAGAAUGGAUCUUAUUAGCAUUUUUAUACAAAUUUCAUAGAGAUGAGAAAGGAAGUUCUGUGGAUUAAAACUGAAUAACAGUUGAAAUUAUGAAAUCAUCGUCAAAUAUUGCAACCAAAACAGGUGCAAUUUUUAAAGUGAAAAGGUGUUAACAAUAUACAAAAUUUUUUAGCAGUGAGUCAAGUAUUUGUAUGAUUACAGAUUCAGAUAUAAUUCAGUUUAAGGUGAACAAAAUAAGAGGCAUGUGCCAUACAUUUUCAUAUAUUUGUGCCAAGGAAAUAAUUGAAAUAAAGAUCAUUACAGUAAGAUUGUUAAGUAUUUUCGGUAAAAUAUUUUCUAAGGUUUGCAUAUAUUUAUAGAUUUUCAUAUAUCACAACUGGUAAGAAAAUUUGUGACAUUUCAGCUGCUACUUGCCACUUUUAUGUGACCAGUGGAGUUAUAUAAACUGAAGUGUAAAGUGGAUGGAAUGGUUAUCAUAUCAAUGUGGCUUUUCGGCUAUGCUAUUAUCUACAAAAUGAUAAAAUCAUUAUGCAUUCAGUAUGAGUAGGUAAUGAUCCACCAAAGUCAAUUCUUGGAUUUAGACACUAAAAAGUCACAAAACAUUUGUCUAACUAGUUCUGAUAUACAAAAUGUAUUCAUAAACAUGAAUGUGUAUCAAACCAAACGAAAAUCACUUUGAGGAAUGUUCCUUAUUAGUCUAGGACAGUUUUUACCACGGACAGUUCCUCAACACAACGCAUAAUGCAUUGUUAUCUUUGUUAUGUCACAGUGUGAAAAACCAGGCUCAAUAUUUUUUAUAGAGUACAUAAACAAUGUAGAUACUCUCUGUGAUGGUGCUGGGAAAUUUUGACAAUAUGUGUUCUUAAACCUGUUUUUUAAGUGUCCAUUUUAUUGUUUUAUAACCACCUUGGUUUUUGUGUUCAGCAUCUAAUGAAUUAAGAUAAGAUCAAACUUGAUAAAUUUGAUGUCAGUGAUUUUUUUAAAAGAUUUUAUUAUAGCUUCUCACAUUUAAACUUGUCAAUAGAAUUUUAAACGUGCUUUAUUUUUCCAAAUAUUUUUGGUUUGAGAAAACAAAUAUUGUUAUUCCGAGAGUGACAAUUGUAAAGAUUUCUUCUCAAUAAUUAGAAAAAGAUUGAAGCUGGUUGGAGUCCGUGAUAUACAGUGGACAUCAGAAACCAAUUUCACAAUAUUUAUAAAUUUGUUUGAUACUGGAUUAAUUUAUAACCAUAAUAGAGUUGUUGAUAUAUGUACAGCUUAUCAUGAUUUUGAAAUUUUAUCAAAACACAGUUGAUUCAUUUUAUUGUAUCCACUUUCAAAGCACUGCAUAACCAAAUAUAUAUUUAUAUUAAACAUGUCACAAACAUA
This is a messenger RNA of Ylistrum balloti, 6616 nucleotides long. Its product is annotated as transmembrane protein 180-like. The record is from RefSeq and is a predicted model, not a curated record. Lineage: Eukaryota; Metazoa; Mollusca; Bivalvia; Pectinida; Pectinidae. Bases 342 to 1841 code for a protein of 499 amino acids. The transcript has 7 exons.